AUGGUACUGAGAAACAUAACACCUAUUGAUGGCUUGAUGAAUGGGACUAGACUUCAGAUCACUCAGCUCAUGGACUUUAUGGUUCAAGCCAGAAUUAUAACAGGAGAAAGAGUUGGGGAAAUUGUUGAUAUUCCUAGAUUGUUGAUAACUCCAUCAGACACGAGAUUGCCUUUUAAGAUGCGGAGAAGGCAGCUGCCUCUUGCUGUUGCUUUUGCAAUGACAAUUAACAAAAGUCAAGGUCAAUCGCUAUCUGAAGUUGGUCUCUAUCUACCUAGACCUGUUUUUUCACAUGGGCAGCUAUAUGUUGCUGUUUCUAGAGUGACUUCGAAAAAAGUGGUCAAGGUUUGA
This is a messenger RNA of Raphanus sativus (radish), 348 nucleotides long. RefSeq lists its product as uncharacterized. The record is from RefSeq and is a predicted model, not a curated record. Bases 1 to 348 code for a protein of 115 amino acids. Lineage: Eukaryota; Viridiplantae; Streptophyta; Magnoliopsida; Brassicales; Brassicaceae. The transcript has 3 exons.